Lolium perenne is the source of this 2518-nucleotide messenger RNA. Its product is annotated as NAC domain-containing protein 75. The record is from RefSeq and is a predicted model, not a curated record. Gene Ontology annotation, biological process: regulation of DNA-templated transcription. NCBI's taxonomy places the organism in Eukaryota, Viridiplantae, Streptophyta, Magnoliopsida, Poales, Poaceae. Gene Ontology annotation, molecular function: transcription cis-regulatory region binding; DNA-binding transcription factor activity. Gene Ontology annotation, cellular component: nucleus.
CUUUUCCUUUCUCUCUCUAUCCCUUCCGUUAAAGCGAUCAACACAUGGAAUUCCGGUCUCCAAAUCUUCUUUAUUACUUGCUCAAAACCCCAUUCACCCCCUCUUCCCCCGGCCGGUCUCCCCUUUCCUCUCCCAUCUCUCUCCUGUCCCCAUCCGCACUCUUCCUCCUGCCCUCCUUCAUGUGAGUAAUCCUCUCUCUUACAUGUGAUCAUGCAUAGGCCAAGGAGAUAGGGAAGGCCGGUGGUACGACAGUUCCCCUGGCAGUGAUCGAGGUGACAGGACAUGGACGAUGGUGCAACAGCAGGAGGAGCAAGCAGCGGCAGCGCCGGCGGUGGCAGCCACCACCUUAUCGGCUCUAGGAUCGAGCAGCACCGCAAGUACAUGUCGAAGUCGAGCUGCUGCCCCAGGUGCAGCCACAAGAUCGACCGGAAGCUGGAUUGGGUGGGGUUGCCGGCAGGGGUGAAGUUCGAUCCAACGGAUCAGGAGCUGAUCGAGCACCUGGAGGCGAAAGUCCGGUCCGGCGGCACGGCGGCGGCGGAAACCCCGUCUCACCCUCUGAUCGAUGAGUUCAUACCUACCAUCGAGGGGGAGGAUGGCAUCUGUUACACCCACCCAGAGAAACUGCCAGGUGUGUCCAAAGACGGCCUGAGCAGACACUUCUUCCACCGGCCGUCCAAGGCCUACACCACCGGUACCCGCAAGCGCCGCAAGAUCCAGCCGCCCGCAACGGUCGACGCUUCGGCUGUCUCCUCUGCCGGCGGCUCCGCGAACGCCGGCGCGGUGCAGCCGCAGCAACAGCGGAGCGAAACACGGUGGCACAAGACCGGCAAGACACGGCCUGUGGCGGUGGGCGGCCGGCAGAGGGGGUGCAAGAAGAUCCUAGUGCUCUACACAAACUUCGGCAAGCACCGGAAGCCAGAGAAGACCAACUGGGUGAUGCACCAGUACCACCUCGGCGAGUCCGAGGAGGAGCGCGAGGGCGAGCUCGUCGUCUCGAAGAUCUUCUACCAGACACAGCCGAGGCAGUGUGGCGUCGGCGACGGAGCCUCGGCAUCUACCUCAGCGGCUAGUACUAGCGUCUCAGCCGUGGAGAGGAGAAGGGUCGACCGUCGUGCGGGUGCAACGCCCGUGGUGCCGGGCAUGACCUCCUCCGACGUCAUCAGUGUGGCGUUCCACGGCGGUGCCCCUGUUGGCAUUGAAGACUUCAGCUUCACACAGCUCAGAAACAGUUUCGAUGAGGUGGGAAUGGGAGGAUCAGAUCACCAUGUGGUGCAAUCUAGGGUUGACGAGGGAGUGAUGCAUCGUCCUGCAGGGCUUCACCAUCACCACCAGCAGCAGCACCUCCUCAACGAGCAGGAUCACCGGCGCCGCCACCAUCACUACGCCGGUCUCCAACAGGAGCAGCAGAGUGCGGCAGCGGCGGCGUUCCAUGUCAGCACGCCCACAGACCCCAUCGCCGCGUUGAUGGCGGCGCCACGGGCUCACCAGGGCUCGGUCGUUCUCACGGCACCAGUUGGGGAGCCGUACGAUCAUGGGGCAGCGAGCUACCAUCAUCAGGAGGAUGAGCGGCCACACCAAACGCGGAAGUUUGAUGGACGGUCGACUUCUGGACUCGAAGAGGUGAUCAUGGGAUGCACAUCCAGGAGGUCAAAAGCAGGAGAAACAUCAGGUGGCAAGGAGGGCACAGGAUGGCAGUGCCAAUACCCAUCCUUCUGGCAUUCUGAAAACCAGGAUCAUCAUGGGUGAACGAGCAAACAUAUCUGCCAUGCACCUUGUUCUGUAGCCAGUCUCGGAGAGGUACCCAAAGGCCAGCCAAAACCCUGACACCAUCAUUAUUGCCAUGGUAGGAUUAGCAUACAUACAACAAUAGGCUACAAGACUAAAAAGUACACAGGCAUUGCAGCAUAUAGGAGGAGUGGCUUCCAAGAAACACCCAAAAGGCAAAGUUUCCAACAAAACCGAAACCCAGCUUUCAUCCCCCAGUCCACCACCGGCCACACACACAAACAUCUUCUCUCAAGAUUUACCUUUCUCUUCACCCAAUGUGUCUAGAUAGCGGGAUGGAAGUUUCAUUUGAGUGCUUACAUUUGCAUGUCUAAAGAGACAAAGAUGAUAUUGCAGGGAAAGCAAAAGGGAGAAACAGAAAAAAAAAAGAUAAAGGAGAGUACAGAAAACAAAGGUGACAUUACAAGAGGAGGUCAUAACCGUCGGUUGCUCACGCUGAUCAAUGCAAAAUCAUUGUGAUAAUCAUCGUUUAUCGUGGUCUUUUUGGUCAAAUUGACAGCCAGUUAGUAUAAACUAAUCAGAGUAUACCAUACAAUAUUUUUUUUUGCUUUGUGAUUGUAUUAUUGCUUCAUUGGUUAAUUGUACACCAUUUUACUUUUAUUUUUGUCACAUAUCUGAGCAAAGAAGCUAACAUUUUGGAAAAGAAAGAAAGUAUACCUUUGUAAAGCUAGUAUUUGUUCAAUUGAAUUGGUCCAUUUCUUCACAUGAUUGAUUAUUUAAUAGUUUUACGAGA